Saprolegnia diclina VS20 is the source of this 2178-nucleotide messenger RNA. RefSeq lists its product as hypothetical. The transcript has 4 exons. Lineage: Eukaryota; Oomycota; Saprolegniomycetes; Saprolegniales; Saprolegniaceae. The coding region runs from base 34 to 2109 and encodes 691 amino acids. The record is from RefSeq and is a predicted model, not a curated record.
CUUUAGUAGAAAAGUCGGAAUUCGCCCGGGGCUAUGUCCAGCAUGGGCCCGGCGCUGACGCGGGGGCGGCGGUCGUUCACAUCCGUAGAUGCGCACACCGUGCUCUCACCGACCCGCGUCCUGUUUACGCUGGCGUCCUACUUUCUCUUCUUCACCGACAUUCCCCGAAGCGGGUACGGCUUUGCGACGCUGCCGAGCACGAUUUACCACCAGCUGACCGAGACAGUGUACUGUCACUGGGGUCCGUACGACUACCCGGUUGUGCACAUUGAGCGCCAAAUCAACGGCUCGUUUGUCGGUCACGCCGGCGACUUGUCGAUUGAUGCAGCGCCUGUUUGGGCCUACAAGUUUGACACGUGCUCAGUUGGCCUCCGCGCACUCGUGCAACACUUUCAUAUUCCCAACUGGGACCCGUGUCUCUUGUAUGCAUCCGCCUGCGAGAGUCCGACACUGCCGCUCAGCGGGACGUUUGCUCUGCUUGAUAGCCUUGCCGAAUCGCUCGCGUCACUUCCGCAGGGCACGACAACGCGCACCGAGUACUACUACAAGGACAAGAUCCACGAGCUCGUGGCGCCGACCAAGGUUUUUAUGGAGCGGGCGCUUCGCACGAUUCACAUUCUCUCGUUCCACUCGAGAGCAACCGACGUGUGCGCGUGGGAUCGUCCAGUGCGGGCAAUAUUUUGCGACAUGCUGUGGGCCAACUUGAGCUCCAUGGGACCCACCACGGCGGUGACGGAGCUGUCGCGGCACAUCCAAGCGCGCUUUGACGCCGUCGCGUCGACGCUCGAUCCGCGCUCCCAGGUGGCCGACUUGGUUCUCAUCGAGUCAACGGCCGAUGGGCGGCAAUGGAGCGGCGGUGUUUCGCCCACGAUGCCGUUCGACUUGGAUAUCACAACGAUCCUCCGCGUGCGCAACUGCUCCUCGACCAAUGUUUGCACGACGAUCUCGGUCGACGACUUUCGGUACGAAGCCGGGCUGGCCACCACGGACGUGCUGCGCUACUAUCGCCUCUUGCGCGUCAUGCGCCUCUUGGGGCAGCUUUACAACAUUUUGCGCGUCGUCUUGCUGCUCUUCGGGUGCUAUUACGCCCACCGCAACAAGGAUCGGCCUCUUCAUGAACGCAUGUCGACAGCGAUCAAAUCGUUCCUUCGGAUCCCAGCCCAAGUCAUCAUUUACGGCAGCUGGUGCCCCGUCCUUCUGUUCGUUUUGGCGCACGCGAUCGACUGCGCCUGUGUGUACCACCUCAUUUUUCGCGCGUUCGUGACGCUCAACGGCGUCUUGACACUCACCUGGAGCGGACUCUACUUUCUCAUGACGAUCCUCACGUGUCAGAUGCGCAAUGUGUGGGUGCUUAGCCUCUUCACCAAGGCGAUGUUGGUCGCCAACGACCAGCACCGCAUCGGCCAGCACCUUCUCGGCUUCCGCGGCUACGUCCUCCCGCUCGUCUCGCUUCUCGCUCUGGCCUUUGACAUUCGCGUCCUCUCCGCGCGCAAUACCGACGUCGUUGACACGUCGCAGGUCGCGACGAGCCACAUUGUGGCCACCAUCCGGCAACGCCAGACGCUGCCGACCAACUAUCGGUACUGGGGCCUCUUUUUGGACGCGCGGAGUUCGCUUCUGGCCUUUCUGAUUGCGCAUCUCGUGCUUCGAUUUUUCCGAGUCAAACACGUCCGGUCGCGCUCGCUGGUGCCGUACGUGGCCACGUCGUACUGCAACCACAGCAUGUUUAGCACGGCGUGGAGCACGCUCUUUGUGGACCGCGAGCCGUCGGCGCGCCGGCGGUCGUCCGUCGUCGGCAACAACGACGUCGUGAUCCAGACGCCGUUGACAACGAUGCUGUUUCCAAGCAGCGACAAGUACACGGCGUCGACGCACGUGCUCAUGAACGUCGUGUGGAUGACCGACCCGAUCGAGGUGCUGGUCCGGUGCAUCGCCGACGACUCGCACCUCUACGUGUACGUUGAGAAGGCGACGUCCGAGCUCGUGUACCAUCCGUGGAGUUAUGAGGAGCUGUGCGCGCUCGAUGCCCGCGUGCGGAACCUCCUUUCGAUGCAGAGCCACCUGCGAUUUUUCGACCUGCCAUGGCAGGACCGCAUCUACUGUAGCUAGCGUAUGUAUGCCAACCCACUUUAUUGGGAAGACAGUCCCUUCAAUCGUAUACUAAGCAAGGCAGCGCGA